CUAUCGUCUGUGGCCUUUCUUGAACCACAAACGAACCUCACAAACAGAUGCGCCGCGGCAAAGAUAUGCGCCUCGACUUUUCUGGUCUUGAACGCGACCCUAUGGUCCUACGAUUAGUGCCUCCUUAGUAUCAGCUACGUUAACUACUAUGGCCCUCGAACCCGGUCCUCGUCGUUCCAUCUCUCCGGAUAGCUCUGGACAGAAUACACCUAUUGUAAGACAAUGGAGGAAUCAACUGGGCGCAGAGGAUACACCUAUAAAAGAUAAGCACUACCGAAAGUACGCGUCAGGUGUUGAGCGAGCCCUGUCGCUGUUUGAUACAGCUUUAGAAGAAUGGGCAGACUAUAUCUCCUUCUUAAGUAGGCUGCUUAAAGCCUUACAAGCACGUCAAGCUAGCAUAACGUCCAUCCCCUCCAAAACUCUAGUCGCAAAGCGCCUCUCGCAAUGUCUAAACCCUUCGCUCCCUUCCGGUGUACAUCAGAAAGCGCUCGAGGUCUAUACCUACGUAUUCUCAAUUAUAGGAAAAGAUGGCCUGUCUAGGGACCUUCCUCUUUACCUUCCAGGCCUUGCGCCCACCUUAUCGUUUGCGUCCUUAACGGUAAGGGCACCGUUCCUCGAUCUCCUCGAAGCCCAUGUUCUUCAUGUGGAUCCCAGGUCGCUACGGCCGGCAAUGAAGAGUGUUAUUCUAGCUCUUCUACCCGGAUUAGAAGAUGAAACGAGUGAAGAUUUUGACCGAACGCUCAAGAUAUUAGAGAAAUUCAAAGUGGUUAUCCGACCUCCAAAUUGCAGGGACCUUACGUCAACAGAUUCGACUGGGGAUGAUUUCUUCUGGCAGUGUUUCUUUCUGGCUACAAUCACAGGCCAGAGCCGGCGACCUGGUGCUCUUGCGUAUCUCAUUCGCAGACUACCAAGACUAGGGCACCCGGUCACUCAGGAGGUAAACCCAAAUAAAGCUCAAGAGACCGAGGCCGACGUGCUGUCAUCUGAACUUUCGAAUCUUGUAACCUCCCCUGAACCGGGUUUACUCCUUAGAUGCUUUGCAGCCGGGUUAGGAGACGAACAGCUCCUCAUACAACGAGGCUUUCUGGACCUUCUGGUUACACAUCUUCCCCUCCACUCGAAAGUGCUACAGAAGAGAGUCAAGAGUGACGACUUGGAGCUUCUGCUUCGAGCCGCUGCUUGUGUUGUCAUCCGAAGGGAUAUGAGUCUCAACCGGCGACUUUGGGCUUGGUUUUUAGGACCCGAACCUUCAGGCCAAGAACAAGAGAAUGGCCCGAAGUCACCCACUUCCCCGUCCGACCAGCAUGGGUUUCUUGGUUCCAAAACGAGUUAUUUCGAGGAGUACGGAUUGCGUCCUCUAACUCGAGCAUUAUUAUCAAUGAUCAAUACCGCUUAUAAUAGAAAUCCUACAGAAAGAGCCCAACCAUACCGAAUAUGUCUAUCACUCAUGGAUAGAUGGGAGAUAGGUGGUCUGGUAGUACCGGAAAUCUUCCUCCCGGUAAUGGUCAGUGUUAAGAAUUUCGAAAAUAGAGCUUCUAGCAAGGCCGAGUUCAAUGAAGUGUUACGCAGUGCGAGCGUGUUCUUUGACGGUGUUGAGAGCGGUCUCAUAUUCGGCGAGAUGAUAGGGCUUAUGGCUCAAGCCGUUGGUCAGGGUAAUGCGACGGACGCGGAGCGUAAUGAGAAAUUGGCACUUGUCCAAUUUAUCAUGGCACAUUUUAAUAUCCGGGAUGAGGAAAUGAUAACCGUCCACGCGCCUCUUGCUGCCCUGUCUAUCUUAGCAAUGCUUGAGGACGUAAAGGAUCAUAGAAGCGCAUCUAAAACACCAAGUGGGAGCGACGCCUCGGCUGUUCAGUUCCAGGCUCUCGAUAUUGCUCGCAAUUUGAUCGAGCUUAUUCCCCAGCGAGCGUUCCCAAACAGAUCAGGAGAGCGAGGCUCGGUUGGAUCCAUAGAGGGGCCGGUAGUGGCGUCUAUGUCAAACAGCGAGGUCCUUAAAAGGGUUAGGAACUUCUAUGACGCCGAUCAAGGGAAUCUCGAGGCUACACCAGCGCCUUUUGCGCCGCGGACCGUAGGAGCUCUCCUUGUUCAAAAGGCGUGCAGCCUGACCUGCGAUAGCCUAACGACCGCCAACCAGGAGGCCGCAAUAUCUAUUAGAAGCCGACUCAUGGGGCUUCUUCUAUCUAAAAUCCCCGAAGAGUAUACUAUAGAUACCGCAAAGCUACUCUCUGCUAUGCAAGCACGGUUAUCGGCACCUAACAUACCCUUCAUCUCGUUCAAAUCAAUUCUUUUUCUCUCCACACAACUUUAUACCAGUGAGCGAAUACCGAUAGCUCACCUAUCAGAUCUAGUUGAGCCGUUAGUUCGCCACGCGUGGGGUUUCUUAUCUUUAACAGAGCCGAAGUAUCAUGUCGAAACUGUGAGAUGUCUCUGGCAAUUGCAGACAGCCCUCGCAACUUCGAACCGCGAUAUUGAAGCGGUGAUUGCUGAUUUAAUGCUCAAGGAUGAUACGACAGGCACGUUUGCCACAAGACCGGCUGACCCAGGUCGAAGCUAUACCAUCCUAUGGUCUCAUACGUUACAAGAUAACGCCUCUCAUUCUGACCGAAGAGCUCCAAAGACCCCUAUUAGUGAAUUUAGACCGGCGACUCGACUGUCUGGAAUGGAUCACUACGAUGUCAUGCUCACUAGGCCCCUAUUUUUAAUGCUUGAUUCUUUACUGGAUGAACGAAGCCAAUUAUUUAUGAUGGUAAAGAAUUGGCUGAACACCAUGGUUGGUAUUGAUAAGCUGUUCUCGAUUUUCGUCACAAAAAUAUCGCAACUUAAGUUCCUUCGAACUUUCCCUCCGUCGGCUAAUCCCGUUGCGUCGAGCCAAUCUGUUAAAUUCUCAGCGGAGGAUGACCUUGACCUAGCACUCUAUUAUCUCCGUACCCUGUCCAACAUAUUCCGGUGGGCCCCCGACGCGUUCUGGGGAGUUCUUGCGACGAGGAUAAUUGAAGAACCUAAUCAGAGUCUAAUAGAAAUAGCUGGUACGGAAAAUAGCUUGUCCCUCCUGGAAUUCUUCCUGCGGGUUUGCAUGCGAUGUAUUGCCGGCAAUAUACUUCCGAGUGGCAAUCACCUACAGCUUCGAAUAACUCAGCUUCAUCGUUGCGCAUUGAAUUUCCUUCACCAGAUUUUAUUAAAUCCUUACUCAGAUGGAUUGUCUCGUCUAAAAUUAGAAGACACCUUAAUUGACCGUCUUACUCAGUCCCUUGGAGGACCCGAUCCAUAUAUUCAAGUACUUCUACUCGACGUCACCUUCGACGUGCUGAAACUUCGAGAUGCAUCGCCCGUAGAGACACCGUCUUCACCAAUGGGAGAGAAGCGAGCUAUGAACUACGCGUCCGGUAGCGUGCGGUUGUCUGCAGCAUCCCUCGAGCAUUUUCCCGAGGUAACCCCACCACCGCCUUCAUUACUUAAAUGUAUACAGGCUGGUCUUGAGUCGCCCAGUAGUCGACCUGUCCUAGACAGCUGGGUAGGCUUCCUCACAGAGUGCUUGCCCUUCUAUUCAGACUCUAUCUUCCAAGUUCUGAUUCCUUUAGUGGAAACGCUUUGCGGUCAGGUUGCCGGUACAUUUGGCAACCUACAGGAGACUUUCAAGCAAAAUGGGAAACCACCAGAGCGGAUUAACGCUCCGGAAUCGACUCUUAUAUCAUUACUCAACGCGCUCGAACAAGUUCUCGCUAAGGCGCAUGACCAAUUGCUGGCAGCAGAAGCUAGGGUUCAAGCCAUAAAGAGUCCUGAUCAGCCUCAAGGAUUCUUCGGGAACAUGGUAUCUGGUGUGUUCAACUCAGAUGCUCCGCAGUCUCGAAGCGCGACAGCCAAUGACAGGCUGACUGUUCUGCUUGCCUUCCAGGAUGCUGUCCGGAUGUGCUUCAGGAUCUGGUCUUGGGGACAAGGAAGCGAAGCUACUAGCCUGGAUAUUGACUCGGCUUCCUCGUUCAAAUACACAUCGCUGCGCAUGCGAAAUCGGGCUAGACGCCUACUAGAACACGUAUUCGCCGCCGAAGCUCUAGAAUGCUUAGAGACGGUAGUUGACAUUUGGCGGAAUUCCUUGAGUGAUCCUGACACAACAAAACACUCGGAAGUAUUCAAUUUACUCCCUGCUCUAGACGGAUCUCGGCCAAGGCAUACUAUCCCCGCUAUCUUCAACGCGAUAUAUAGCCGAUCAAACCCGACCGCGUUGGAGACAUCUAGGAAGUCAACAUUAACUAUCGAACUACAAGAUACAGAUCUAGUGAUCUUCUUAGUUGAUUAUGCUCGGUCUCUUGAAGAUGACGCAAUGGACGAAAUCUGGCAAGAUUGUAUGAUCUUUCUAAGGGAUCUAUUAGGCAAUCCUUUCCCGCACAGGCAGACAUUACCAAGUCUCUUGGAAUUCGCAGCAAUUCUAGGCGAGAAGGUGGACAACACAAACUUCGGGGAGCAGAGAAAGAUGCGAAGGGAGCUCGGGGAUCUUUUUCUGCGACUGCUCACAGCUAUUUUCACCACGAGACCAGCUUCCUUUACAGAUGGCCAGUCACCCCUACAGUCGGAGAAGUCAAAGGUCGGCGAGAGUCGUCUUAUAUUGCCAGCCGAGAGGGCAGAUGAUGUGGUCGGCAUCCUAUCUCACAUCGUGCCUAACUUACCCAAAAUCCUCGUAGAAUCCGAUCGCGUUUUGACAGCAGCAGGUGCUAUUUCUACAAACGUAAUUGGCCCCUCUAUCCGUUCAAAGGCCUUCCCCGACACUAUUUCCAAGAGCACAUUAACUCUACUUCAAGAGUUGACGAGGCUCCCAAAUAAUCAGAAAACUUGGAAGAAGGAUAUCGGUGACGCUUUUAACGAUUCUAGAUUCUUCAACUCGUCCCUUGUUCUAGUACGAAGCGACUGGCUACCACUAUUGAAACUUUGGACGGUUGCAGAUAAGGAACGGAUGCCCGAAAUUUUGGGACGAAUAACGCCACCCACAACAGCCGGUAUAGUCUUCGGAGUGGGUGCUACUUCGGCAAGAUUAGAAGCGGACCGAAAGACACAGCUCAAUCUGCGCCGCGUUGCAACUCUGAUUCUUGCGUGUGGUACAGACACGUUUGUCACGGACCUCCCGCUUAUCCUCGAGCGCCUCAUCGAGCUCCUAGCGGCGACAUCUACAUCUUCGCCUUCCUCAACUACACGCUCCGAGAUUUAUAUGGUGGUCCGUGCCCUUGUACUUCGGACUUCCGUUAUCCAUCUUGCGCCUAUCUGGCCAACCAUCAAUGCUGAGUUGCACGCAGCCAUAUCCUCCGUGGCAGCACCAGACAACAGCGCCUCUUCAGACACUUUUAGCAACACGUCCAUUCUACAGGCUUGCAAGCUAUUAGAUCUGCUCAUCGCUGCAGCGCCGGACGACUUCCAGUUACACGAGUGGCUUUUCGUCACGGAUACCAUCGACUCCAUCUACCGAUCUCCUAGCUACCAGCCAGUAGCACUCGUAGAUGAGCUGUCAGAAGAACUAGGCAAUGUAGCAUCUAAUAUUACUACUGCAGCCUUACAGACAGAAUCGGCAGCCGCGACAACUAUAAGCGGACCGCCUCAGCGCAGGCCGCUUCUAGGCCACCCGGGAGGUAUCAGCGAUGAAUUAACGGUGGAUAGGAAGGAUGAGCUGGUGGCCAAGAUAUUGCGGCCGUUCUUCGCACAGCUGAGCAUUUACGCGUUUGAGUCCACGUAUGCCAUGGGUACGUUGGACGUCGAGACGUGUGUGGACAGUCUGUUGAGAGACUUGUUUGAUGAGCGGACGAUUGUUAAGGCGUUGUAAUUGUAGCUAACUGGAGGAGAGGGGAGUAUAAGGGGCAGAUCGAGGGUUAUCCCGUGUAUUGGACUUAGCCGUGUAAUGUUUUGCCCUUGAGCGGAUUAGAACGUUGCCUAGUGAGAUAGGUGAAUAAAAUAGAUGACAACUUAUUAAGCA
This is a messenger RNA of Daldinia loculata, 5950 nucleotides long. RefSeq names its product Dopey, N-terminal-domain-containing protein. Gene Ontology annotation, cellular component: endosome; trans-Golgi network. The record is from RefSeq and is a predicted model, not a curated record. The transcript has 6 exons. NCBI's taxonomy places the organism in Eukaryota, Fungi, Ascomycota, Sordariomycetes, Xylariales, Hypoxylaceae. Gene Ontology annotation, biological process: Golgi to endosome transport. The coding region runs from base 149 to 5800 and encodes 1883 amino acids.